AUGGAGUCCCUGGUUGAAGAACUGACCUGUCCGGUCUGCCUGGAGCUGUACGAACAGCCGGUUCUCCUGCCCUGCGCACACAGCCUGUGUAAAAAGUGUGCUGGUGACGUUUUGGCUGAAGCCGCGAGGAAACCGCCUCAACAAGCAGCUGGGCAAGGGGCGGCGCCCAAGCAGGUUCAGUGUCCCAGUUGCAGACAUGAGUUCCAGCUCCCCGAACUCGGAGUGGAGGGCCUCCGCCGGAACACCACACUGCAGAACAUCGUGGACCGCUACCGGGAAGCAAAGAACACUGCGGCGGCCCCCAAGGCGGUUCCCUGUCAGAUGUGCGACCUGGAACCGCCGGCUGAGGCUGUGAAAACCUGCCUGGUCUGCGACACCUCCUAUUGUGAAGCGUGUUUGUCAAAAUACCAUCCCAUGAGGGCGGGACUGGCCAGGCACACGCUGACUGAACCAUCGGCAGCAGCUCCUAAAGUACUCAUGUGCGCUGAGCAUGUUCAGGAGAAGGUGACCAUGUACUGUGAGGCAGACGGUUGCCUCAUCUGCUCCAUCUGCAAACUUGUUGGAAAACACAAGGACCACGAGGUCGCCGCAUUGUCGGACACAUUUCAACGGAAGAAGGAUUCUAUCGGUGGGCGUGUCGCCGGCCUGAUUCAGCAAAAUGCUGAAGUAGAGUGUUUUGUGGAUAAGAUCCAAGGGACGAUGACUCAAACUCAGGAAAACUGUGCUGGCAUAAAAAGGAGUGUAGAUGCGUUUGCCGAUAAGCUGGCUUUUGCCAUUGCGAAAAGGAAGAGCGAGCUCCAUACAAAGGUUGAAGAAGAGAGGAACCAGAAGCUGGGUACUUUGGGUCAGCAGCUCGACCAAUGGGCGGACACCGGGACGGGCAUCACAGCUGCUAUCGCAGAGGCGGAGACACUUCUGAAUGAAGAGGAUCCCAUCGCCUUUCUGCAGGCCUCUAGGAUGGUGGAAGACAGACUCGCUGCCUUCGCACACUUGAAUGAACGUAAGCUGAAGACCACCGACCAGUUCACCAACAGCACUGUUGCGGUCUCCGACCUGGAGCAGAAGAUAUCGUCACUGAGCUUUCUGCAAGUUCCAGAAGUGCCAAUAAUCCUGACUGGCCAGUGCACAGCUGGUCGUGACUACAUCACCGUGUCCUGGGCUGCAGGGGGGAACACGCCUGUCGACCAAUACAGCUUCUGGUAUAGAAAGGCGAACCAAAGUGACUGGCAAGGCACAUUCUUCACCAGCAAUACCUCCAUCAUACUAAAGUCUUUAGAAGAGAACACUGCUUAUGCAGCUGUGGUUGCCGCGACCAAUGCAGCAGGAAACGCUAUGUCCCAACCUGUGGACAUCAAAACUAAACGCGGUGCUUUGCAGUUUGCUCUAUGCGGGUCUUCAGAAUCAAUGGUCAUCACCAACAAAUGCAUGUCUGCCACGUACUCCAAAGACGUCCGUUCAACGUACAACGGGCGCCACAACCAAGAAUUCAACGAAGGAGUCGUAACGACUAAUGUUGUAAUUGAUAAAGGACGGCACUAUUGGGAGGUAAAUGUACAGGGAAGUUCUGAUUUUGGGUUAGGUGUUGCGGUGACACGUCACCCAAGGUCAGAAAGUGAUCGCAACGUUAGGAGGCCGAGGCCGAGGGGUUACGUUGUGUGA
Messenger RNA from Branchiostoma belcheri (Belcher's lancelet), 1659 nucleotides. RefSeq names its product E3 ubiquitin-protein ligase Midline-1-like. Bases 1 to 1659 code for a protein of 552 amino acids. Gene Ontology annotation, molecular function: zinc ion binding; protein binding. The transcript has 10 exons. The record is from RefSeq and is a predicted model, not a curated record. NCBI's taxonomy places the organism in Eukaryota, Metazoa, Chordata, Leptocardii, Amphioxiformes, Branchiostomatidae.